Messenger RNA from Scheffersomyces amazonensis, 940 nucleotides. RefSeq lists its product as uncharacterized. The transcript has a single exon. The record is from RefSeq and is a predicted model, not a curated record. The coding region runs from base 440 to 859 and encodes 139 amino acids. NCBI's taxonomy places the organism in Eukaryota, Fungi, Ascomycota, Pichiomycetes, Serinales, Debaryomycetaceae. Gene Ontology annotation, molecular function: hydrolase activity, hydrolyzing N-glycosyl compounds.
AAUAUUUACACUAGAAAGCAAAGAUUAUGUUAAUUACAUACGCAAUGUAUAUAAGAACGCUUAAAUGGAUAAAGUCAAUUGAAUAAUCUCAUUAUGUAUAUAACCUUUUGUAUCUUGUGGUUAGGGUACAUAACCAAGUAACUAUAUUAUCAGGAUUAGGCUUUAUUGUAGAUAUUUCACUUCAACGUAGUAUCAAUAACUAAUGUUGAGAAAAAAAUAUAUAGUAAUACAGACUGCGAAGUUAAGUUUUGCAGCCAUCAAUAUCGUAUAUGAAAAUGAAUAUUCAUGGAGUAACAUCACUUAUAAUGAAACCUUACCAGGUACCGUUGCUUUAACGAAUGCUGUUCAACAAUACAAGGAUGCUGAUCGAGUUGUCAUUUAUACUGCUGGUAUGAUGACCAUUGUUGCUCAAACUCUUUCACUUUAGAUUUACCAAAAGAUGCUGGUGGAUUACACUGCUGGAACUGGUACUCCAAUUGUUAACGAUAUGAACACUGAUAUCAAUUUAAUUCAAGACCCAGAAGCCGCUCAAAUGGUCUUAACUGCCAAUUGGUCCUCUAUUGUCAUUGGUUCUAAUGUUACCAAUUACUUAGUUCCAUCUCAAGAAUUAUAUGAUCAAAUCAUUGAUAGAGCUGGUGGAUUAGAUGUUAUCCAAAACAACACUUACUUAUCCCCAUUAUUAGAUAUUUUAUAUACCGGUAACUUUACCGAAAAUAAAAUUGAAUCUGACGACCAAGACACUUUACCAUAUUGUGAUCAAGUUGUUUCUGAUUAUCUUGCCUUCCCAGAAUUAGUUACCAGUACUUCAUAUCCUUCCUUGCAUUUAAUUAAUAGAUCAGUUUAUCUCAAGUAUCAAUAACUUUUUUGAAUCGUUUCAUUAAUAUGACAAUCAAUCUCAUUUGGUAUAUUGAUUUUAUAUUCGUUGGUUAUAAGCUAUAUU